GAGAAGUUGGCACUAGCAAGCCUGUCAAAGGAGGGCUGACACGGGGCGACGUUUUCGGCAAACUCCACCAUCUCUUGGGCCUUGGGGGAUGCCGGCAUGGACUGCCCUCUGGGGCUCUGGCAUGCCCUCCAAUGCCGCACAGUCGCCAUGCUCAGUACUUGUCUACUUUACGUUUCUUCACCUUAUAUGUCCUAUUUAUGUCACUGCAGCAAUGGCUGCACAAUGUGAAUGGCAAGACCAGCGUAAGGGCUUGAAGCGCAGCGUCGACGGUCACAAAGCCCAUUGCAGAAGGGUUGUUGCUAAACUGGAGGAGGCCAUUGUAGAGGCUGAGGAGCAGUGCCCGCACAAUUUCCGCCCGGCGCUGCCCAAGCUGUGCGAUGCGAACGAGGACGUGGCCAAGGUAGCUGGCACCGGCAGCGAGUUGGUGGAACGAUCUGACAGCGUGUAUGAGCACAGGCUCCAGGAGCUGCAAAACUGGAAGGACCGGGUCGAAUUCACGGCCAGGCACUGUGACUACGUCUUGUACUUCGAGCUGUGCGUUUUCUCCAGCUUUAAGAAGCUCCCCAAGUACCAGCAAGCGCUGGACGCGGGCGCUGAGGAGCUGGAGACGAUGUCAGCAGCCCUGGAUCUGCUGACUUACAUGAGCCAAGCGGAGUCGUUCGACGAUGAGGUCAUGCAGGACAUUUUCAUCACGCCCGGAAACCAGCUAAUGCGCGAGGCGUGGUAUGAAGAGGUCGUGCGGCAGGGCCUGCAGGUCGACGAGUAUGUGGCCCUACGCCAGUUCAAGGGACUGACGAACAACUGCUUUCGCGACCACGACCGCGCCAAGCCCGCGGACGCGCUGCGGGUGCUCAAGUCGUCUCUGCCGGUGCCGGCGGACUGCGCGCAGUACAAGCAGCCUCUAAUGAAGCUGCUGGAGUUGCUGUCGAGAUUCGCACCGCGCCGCCAGUAAUGUGCUGUGUGUUGCCGGAGCUGUUGCAGCCGCCUCAGCAGCUGCCCACCCCUGGCACCUGCAGCAUGAGGCGCAGCUAGCCACCACGUGUUGGUAUGGAGCAGCCUUAGCGCGGAGAGGAAAGGACCACAUGACAGCAACAAGCACAGCAGCCAGGGAGGUCGCCGUACACCUUCAAUUGGGGCAGCCUGCCUGCCUGCCCCUGCCCCGUGCUUGCCAUUGCGACUGCUAGAUAGGCACCUGGUUUGGCUAUGUGCCUGUGGAAACCGACCCCGGCUAUAUCCGGGCGAUGAGGUUGUUCGGCCUCAGACUGUGGAGGGGCUCAGCCCCUUUUCCCGUGACCGGGGAACACUUGUCUACGCUGCAAGUGAACUGCACAUCAGUUUGCAGGCAUGUUAGUCGGUUCAGCAAUUGUAUUCAUGCUGAAAAUGAGACUCAGUCCAUCUCAUCCGUUUUGAUUCACUGAGUGCUAAGCCGUAAGAGGCUGGUUGCUAUGCUGUGUGUAUGUGACUGUAAAGCUGUAAAUGUGCUUGUUGUGGUGGAAGAAGGGUGUGUGUCGGGUGUGUGUGUGUAUUUGUGUUUGUAUACAGGUGUAAUAAAGAUGAACGAGUUACGACAGGAGUUACGAGUUGUGAACGGGUAUGUGGAGGGGUUUUACUGGAAUAGCGGUUAACAAAGAUGCGAUUGUGUUAAUCGGUUAGGUGAUUCCUUCCGUCCACCAUCAACCCCUAGCCUCGGCCGCGUCGGCUCUUUGACAGGAUGGUAUGGAUUGCAUGCAUGGGGCAGAGCGCAUGGCAACCAGGCAUCUGGUGUGCACACGUUUGCCCGGUUUGGUCAGCCGCGGGCACUCGUUUGCUUGUAAUAUUUCAGCACA
Chlamydomonas reinhardtii is the source of this 1826-nucleotide messenger RNA. RefSeq lists its product as uncharacterized. The transcript is spliced from 4 exons. The record is from RefSeq and is a predicted model, not a curated record. Lineage: Eukaryota; Viridiplantae; Chlorophyta; Chlorophyceae; Chlamydomonadales; Chlamydomonadaceae. The coding region runs from base 212 to 952 and encodes 246 amino acids.